ACAUCAAUAUUUUUGCGCCAUGACGUCGUCGUCGUCGUCGUCGUCCGAACAAGAGCUUCACGGCGUUCCACUGGUUCAGAAAUUCAACGCGAAGGCAUUAGAAUUUAAUACUUCAUUAGAGCAAAAGUGGAUAAAUUUCAAAAAAGAAUAUGAAGAGUUGUAUACAUGCUUGGAAGAGUUUCCUAAACAGUUAUCUGUUCCAAUAUUGAUGCCAAUUGGACCAAAAGUGUUUGUACGUGCACAAUUAUGUAAUACUAAUGAAGUGUUCAUUAGAUAUAAUGAUGUUUUCACUAAACAGAGUGCUUAUGAAGCUAAAGCUGUUUGUGAAAGACAAAUUAAAAGGUGUGAUAAUAUGAUUGAAGAUUUGAGAAAAGAAAAAAAAUUGUUCACGGAUAAUAUUUGUGCUAGACAAGAUGUUGUUAAUGUUUCAGAAAAUUUAGUAGAAAUAAAUGAACCAUACAAUGAAGCAGAAGAGGCAGCUUGGAGAGAGAUACAUAGGCAGAAAGUAAAAGAAUAUAAGAAACGUUUAGCAGAUGAAAAAGAGGAAUUAGAACGUCAACAACGUCAAAAAAUAUUAAAUGAAUUUAAAUCAGUAGGGUUUGAUGAUAAACUUAGUGGAUUAAAUAGACCGACACUUUUUACAGCAUCUAAAGUACACUAUACAAUUAUGAAUGGAGAAGACAAUGAUGGCAGUUGUUCUAAUGUGGAUGAUGAUGAUGAUGAUGAUGAUGACGACGAAGAUGACGAUUAUGAUGAUGAGGAUGAUGAUGAGGAGGAGGAGGAAGAGGAGGAUGAUGAUGACGAUGAUGAAGAAGAGGAUAGUAAAAUAGAAAUUGUUUUCAGCAAUGAUAUACCUGAAACUACUGGAGCUAUAAAAAAGAAGAAUAAAAAGCAAGUGUCAUUUAAUAAUGAUGUUCAAAUAAAAGAAUUUGUACCAAGGCCAGGAGAACAUUUCAUUCGUCGAAGGGAAGAAACAGAAUCUAUAAGGCCUGAAAUACUUGUUACGGAAAUUGAUGACAUUGUAGAAAGAGUAUCUGAUACAUGUCUGCAAAAUGAAAGUGAUGAUAAAGAAGAAAAUUCAAGACCCAUUAGUAGGUUUAAAUCUAACCGAAAUAAGUAGGAUCCAUAAACAUUAAAUAGUGUAUGUAAAUAUAUAUAUAUUUUUUUUUUAUUUGGUUAAUUUAAGCAGCUAAUAAAGCUAUUGUAUACAUAAUUAUAUAUUUGUAUAUAAAUGAUAAAUAUUUAAAUUAUAC
Diuraphis noxia (Russian wheat aphid) is the source of this 1253-nucleotide messenger RNA. RefSeq names its product unconventional prefoldin RPB5 interactor (gene uri). Gene Ontology annotation, biological process: negative regulation of phosphatase activity; negative regulation of transcription by RNA polymerase II. Gene Ontology annotation, molecular function: chromatin binding; phosphatase inhibitor activity; transcription corepressor activity. The record is from RefSeq and is a predicted model, not a curated record. Lineage: Eukaryota; Metazoa; Arthropoda; Insecta; Hemiptera; Aphididae.